AUGCCGGCAAAGACCUUCGCAGUCACGGUGCUUGAGGAAGCCGACGAGCACGACUGCGGGGUGUGCGACGACAGCGAUUGCGUCGGCUUCUUCGAGAUGGAAUUCGAUGAGCAGGAGCUGACUACCAUCCUCGUCUCCCUGGACUCCCAGGACCUGGACGAGGAGCACAUCUUGGACGUUUUCGCAGAGGUGGCGCUCCCGCAGCCUCGCAGGACGUGGGCAGAGGCCAGGCAGCUCAAGACCAACAGACGUGUGGACAGGGACUUCGAUAGAUGCAAGGACGCGAAGAAGGACACCAGGGGCGAUUCCAAGAAGAG
Messenger RNA from Prorocentrum cordatum, 317 nucleotides. The record is from the annotation of a GenBank genome assembly. NCBI's taxonomy places the organism in Eukaryota, Dinophyceae, Prorocentrales, Prorocentraceae.